CACAAACGUUUUCUCACAACCUCUUACUGGGCUAAUUCACUGUUCGCCUGCUUAAAUUCUAAACCUGGCUGUCAGCAAAGGCUUAGAAACAGACUUGACCGUUUCCACCCGUGCUUUUCAUUACUAUUAACGCGCAGUUACGGUUUUCCCAGUGAUUUCUUAUUGCACGAGGUUCUUCUCCAUUUCGAGCGAAGAGCAGUCAUACGUGCAUUCGCGCGCUUCCCUUGCGCUGAGAAACAGGCUCCCUUUGUGGCAUCGUAGAAUGCAGAAGUCGCGGCUCCCACUGGAUUCUGGUCUCAGCGAGCGGAGUUUUUUUUUUAUUCCGUUGGAAAGAGGAAGUGGGGUGCCCUGAAAUUAUUCCUCACCAGGAACGCCCUCGUGAGAAACGGGCGUCGCGGGACGCAGAUGCGCAGAGAAUGUCGACGGGCGAGGACCAUCUAGUGUUCGAGAGCUUUUUGAAAAAGAGAAUGAAGCUGAAAUGGGUGAGCUAUUGGUUCAGGCUGCAAAACUCAGUGCUGUGUUUCUACACUCAGAAAGCAGGAAGUUCUUUACAACUGAAAGGACAAUAUUACAUAUGGAUGGUACAGUCAGUGCGUGAAGUCCAGAAGGCGGAGGGAAAACGCUACGCUUUUGAGAUCAGUAUGAACAACGGGAAAAAGAAACUGCUGGCAGCAGACACGGCAGACCUCAGACAGACCUGGGUUGGCCUCCUGUGGAGGGCCAUGCAGUCCCCUGGACACAGGCACCCCAAUCCUGCCUGCAUCUGGCAGGAGGGGGCGGAGCUGAGGCCGAGUUGGCGGGGCAGCCCUCGCAGCGUCCCGUCAGGGGGCGAGAGGCGGGAGUUGGACAGAGGGCGUCUCCGCGCUGCCUCCGAACCGUGGAACGGGACGACCCUGACCCUUGACCCCCGCUGUCCAGCCACACCCCCAACCGCCGCUUCAAAUCCUGUUUCACUCGUUUCAGCUGCAGCCUUCGACAGCGGCCUCUGGAGAUCCAGCCAGGGGCCGCCGGACGAGGAAGAGGAGGAUGCCGAAGCGGAUGACUAUGACGUACUGCCAUGCAGGACAACGGCGCAUCUGCUUCAGGAGGAAGAGGGCAUAUACGACGUCCCGCUGAGCAACAUGAGGGUCACUGAGGACCCGCCCCCAGGGUACAGAGUAAUUGAGGAGAGCAUCUAUGAUGUACCGAGUUCUUUGCUGAGAAGGCUGUCGGAACGGAGUAUCGGGACCCAAUCGGAACGGGCCUGGCUGCCUGACGGCGGGGGCGUCCCGCAGGGUGACCAGGCCAGUUUCCAAAGCGGGACGGUGGGAUGGAUGACACCUGCUGCGGAGGGGUAGCUGACCACCCGAACCGUUACCAGGGUUACCACAGGUCUGCCGGAGCCGUGGGGCCUGCAACCAAUCGUUAAUGUUUGGAACAUAUUUGCAUGUGAAUGCCGGAAAAUUAUUAUUAUUAUUUAUUUUUAUUUUUUUAGUGGUAAUGCACUGCAAUAAACACACUCUCCGCGGAAGCUA
Anguilla rostrata (American eel) is the source of this 1514-nucleotide messenger RNA. RefSeq lists its product as uncharacterized. Bases 417 to 1337 code for a protein of 306 amino acids. NCBI's taxonomy places the organism in Eukaryota, Metazoa, Chordata, Actinopteri, Anguilliformes, Anguillidae. The record is from RefSeq and is a predicted model, not a curated record. The transcript has 10 exons.